UUCACUGUGUGUGUGUGUGUUUUGGCUGAGCUGCCUCGUAUUGUUGAUCCCGAUUGACUUCGAGAGACCCUGUCAUUGGAAAUUAGAAGGCUAUACCUCCGGACAGACCAUAAGAUAGGUGACACACCGUUGUGACUAGGCUACCUGUGUUGUCUGAGCUCUAAGAUUGGAUCAAGACCAUGACCCAGCCUCGGCCGGACGAGUUCAAGCCGCCUCAGGAGUGCCCAGUCUUCGAACCAAGCUGGGAGGAAUUUGCCGAUCCUUUUGCUUAUAUAAAUAAGAUUCGUCCAAUUGCGGAAAAAACGGGUAUUUGUAAGGUCCGCCCGCCUCCGGACUGGCAGCCUCCAUUUGCAUGUGAUGUUGACAGACUGCACUUCACUCCUCGGAUACAGAGGCUAAAUGAACUGGAGGCACAGACCAGAGUUAAGCUUAACUUCUUGGACCAGAUUGCAAAGUUCUGGGAGUUGCAGGGGUGUUCUCUGAAGAUUCCUCAUGUGGAAAGGAAGAUAUUGGACCUGUAUCAACUCAACAAGAAUGUUGCAGAUGAGGGCGGAUUUGAUAUUGUGUGUCGCGAUAGACGUUGGACGGCGAUUGCGCUUAAGAUGGGCUUUGCUCCUGGCAAGGCUGUUGGCUCUCACUUACGGUCACACUAUGAGAGACUUCUCUACCCCUACAACCUCUUCCAGAGCGGAGCCAACCUCCUGGCACCAGAGCUUGCGUCCAAGCUGAUGCGCUUAGUGUCUGCUCCUGAACUUGACACGUUUGUCCAGGAGCCAACCCUGCCAGUUGCCACGAGUGACAAGGAGUGUAAACCCCCUGACCUGACCGAGAGGCAGCACUUUGUUGAGCCAACCGAGUCCUGCUGCAACAGCGCCCACAGAGCAAAGCGAAUGAGAGCUGAGUCGGGUUGUGUGAAGACAGAACCAGGAACUGAACCCUGUGAAAACAACAGACCAAAUCUGAGGAGGAGGAUGGGCUCUUUUGUUGCCAAGCCCGAGCCAGACAUUCCCAUUCUAGUGAAACAAGAACCCAUCGAGCCGGUGAGCGAGGCAGACAAAAACAAGUCUCGAUAUAAGAAAAAACCCAGUCUUGAUGCCCCACCUCCUGCAGUGAGUGUAGUGGACCUGUAUAUGUGUCUGGUGUGUGGCAGCGGGAGUGACGAGGAUCGUCUUCUGUUGUGUGAUGGCUGUGACGCCAGUUACCACACCUUCUGUCUCAUACCCCCUCUGCACGACAUCCCCAAAGGAGACUGGAGGUGCCCCAAGUGCCUGGCUCAAGAGUGCAGCAAACCUCAGGAGGCAUUUGGCUUUGAGCAGGCAUACAGGGACUACUCUUUGCGGGCUUUUGGAGAAAUGGCAGACUCCUUCAAAUCUGAUUACUUCAACAUGCCCGUUCAUAUGGUUCCCACAGAGUUGGUGGAAAAAGAGUUCUGGCGCUUGGUGAGCACCAUCGAAGAGGACGUCACAGUGGAGUACGGAGCAGAUAUAGCCUCCAAGGAGUUUGGGAGCGGAUUCCCCAUCAAGAAUGGAAGAUUUAAGGUUUCAGAAAAGGAUGAGAAGUACCUGAAGUGUGGCUGGAACCUGAACAAUAUGGCGAUGAUGGACCCGUCAGUGUUGACUCAUGUCACAGCAGACAUCUGUGGGAUGACUCUACCUUGGCUCUAUGUAGGCAUGUGCUUCUCCUCCUUCUGCUGGCACAUCGAGGACCACUGGAGCUACUCAAUCAACUACCUGCACUGGGGGGAGCCAAAGACAUGGUAUGGAGCACCUGGCUUUGCUGCGGAACAGCUGGAGGCUGUGAUGAAGAAACUAGCUCCAGAGCUGUUUCAGAUUCAGCCAGAUCUCCUCCACCAGCUGGUCACCAUCAUGAACCCUAACACCCUCAUGUCCUACGGGGUUCCGAUUUACAGAACCAAUCAGUGUGCUGGUGAGUUUGUCAUCACUUUCCCCAGAGCCUAUCACAGUGGUUUUAACCAAGGUUUUAACUUCGCUGAGGCUGUCAACUUCUGUACUGUGGACUGGAUGGCAUUAGGCCGCCAAUGCGUCGACCACUACAGACUGCUGCAUCGGUACUGUGUUUUCUCCCACGACGAGAUGAUCUGCCAGAUGGCCUCCAAGGCCAACAGUCUGGACGUGGUCCUGGCGUCGGCUGUCCAGAAGGAUAUGAAGGAUAUGGUCAGAGAGGAACAGGACCUACGAGAUAAAGUCCGCAAGAUGGGGGUGUUGCGUUGUGAGCAGGCGGAGUACGAUCUCCUGCAGGAUGAUGAGCGGCAGUGUGCCAAAUGUAGGACCACCUGUUUCCUGUCUGCCAUCACCUGCCCCUGCAGCCCCGGCCAGCUGGUCUGUCUCCACCACAUCCAGGACCUCUGCUCCUGCCCCCUCACCAACUACACACUGAAUUAUAGAUUUACACUGGAUGAUCUGUACCCCAUGAUGAACGUGGUAAAGCAGCGAGCUGAGACCUACGACGAGUGGGCAUCCCGCGUGACGGAGACUCUGGAGGCUAAGUUGGACAAGAAAAAAAGCUUGUCAGUCUUCCGCUCCCUCAUUAACGAAUCAGAGUCCAAGAUGUUCCCUGACAAUGACCUCUUGCGUCAGCUCCGUUUAGUCACACAGGAUGCAGAGAAGUGCUUCUCAGUGGCCCAGCAGCUACUCAACGGCAAAAGGCAGACUAGGUAUCGGUGUGGUGGGGGGAAGACCCAGAGCCAGCUGACCGUGCAGGAGCUGAGGUCAUUUGUCAGGCAGCUUUACAACAUCCCUUGCAGCCUUCCUCAAGCCCCCAAAUUAAAGGAUCUCUUGAAUCGCAUCGAAGACUUCCAGCAGCACAGUGAGAAAGUUCUGAUGGAUGAGGCCACCAGCACAGCAGUAAUCCAGAGUCUUCUAGACGUUAGCUUUGACUUUGAUGUGGAGCUGCCUGAACUUCCAAUACUACGGGAGAGGCUGGAGCAAGCCCGUUGGCUGGAGGGUGUGCAGCAGACCAGCGCCCAGCCCUCCACCCUCACCCUGGAGACCAUGCGGAGGCUGAUAGACCAGGGCGUGGGCCUGACCCCUCACCCCUCCGUGGAGAAGGGCAUGGCUCAUCUGCAGGAGCUACUCACUGUGUCUGAACAUUGGGAGGAAAAGACCAGCAUCCUCCUCAAGGCCAGGCCCCCCCCAUCGAUAGAAGUCCUCUCUGAAGCAGCUGAGAAGGUGGUGGGUAUACCUGCUUACCUCCCCAAUUGUCUGAUGCUGAAGGACUCCAUCAGUAGGGCCAGGGAAUGGCUUCAGGAAGCAGAGGCAUUUCAGGAUGGAGAGUCCAUUCCAUUGUUUGACAAGCUUUCUGAUAUGGUUCUACGAGGACAAGCCAUCCCAGUCCAGCUGGACCCUCUAAAGCAUCUGGAGUUUCUGGUAACAGAGCUGCAGGCCUGGAAAGAGUCUGCAGCUAAAACCUUCCUCAUGAAAAACUCUCACUUCACUCUGCUUGAGGUUCUGUGUCCAAGAUUUGAGGUUGGAGCAGGGUCCCCGAAAAGGAAGUCGAAAAAAGCUAAAGACUGCAGUAAGAAGAAGAUGGUGAAGCUAGACUGUCUCAGUGAUGUGGAAAAAGCCCUUCUAGAGACCAAGGACACUACCUCAGCUCUGGCAACUCUCGGGGAAGUGCGGUUACGGGAGAUGUGGGCCCUCUCCUCCCUCCGGGCAGCUAACGAGUCCAAGCUCCUCCCCACGGCAGACUGCAUGGACCUGAAGGUGUGCGUGUGUCAGAAUCCCCCCAUGGGAGCCAUGUUACAGUGUGAGCUCUGCCGGGACGCCUUCCACAGCGUGUGUGUGAGGGCUCCCUCAGACUCCCGUUCAACCCAGGCCUGGCUGUGUCCAGACUGCCGACGCUCGGAGAAGCCCUCCCUGGACAAGGUCCUGCCCUUGCUGGCGUCGCUGCAGCGUAUCCAGGUGCGUCUACCGGAAGGCGAUGCGCUUCACUAUUUGGUUGAGAGAACAGUCAGCUGGCAACAGCGAGCGCGACAGGUCUCUGCCUCCUGUGGCCUUCCAGACCUGGAGGAGAGCUUUAGAACUUCACCAUCUCCGGUUGGAAAGCCACCAUGUUUGACUCCAGAGUGGAACAGGACAAGUCAUGAUCAGAUGGUCUUCUACACCGAGCAACGAUGCAUUCCUCUGCAGGGUCUGAGUGUGGAGCUGGAGGAGCUGAUGGUGGAAGGGCUCCUGCUGCAGGUGUCUCUGCCAGAGAUCACACAGCUCUACCAUGUGUUACUGAACGGGCUGGGAGCGCAUCACACCCACGGACGCACGUCACAGCAAGAGGACGACCCCUCGGACUGUGACAAACGCAAGCAGUGCAACUCUCAGGGAAGAAGCUCUCCACAAAAAGAGGAUGGCCUGAAAAAGGAUGUAGUUAAUGGAGCAGAGAAGAAGGCCAAGCGACGCCUGGAGAGGGAGGCUCUGGAGACAGAGCGCAGGGACAAGGCCAAGAAGCUCCAAAACAAGAGACAGAAAAUGAACAAGGAGAAGAACCUGGAACGCAGGGCAGCCUCGACCUCCUCAUCUCCUCGUUCCGACUUCUCCCAGUCAGACGACUCUGAAGAGGAGAUGGCCAUGUGUCCAGCAGAGGGAUGCCAGCAGCCAGAAGGAGAUGAGGUGGACUGGGUCCAGUGUGACGGCAGCUGUAACCAGUGGUUCCACCAGGUCUGUGUGGGUGUGACAGCCGAGUUGGCUGAGAAAGAGGACUAUGUGUGUGUCAGCUGUACAAUAAGCGAUGGCCGCUGAGGAUUUGAGGAGAGAAUGGAUGGAGUUUUGGAAGGAAAGUCUGACGGUUCUCGGCCUACUCCGUUAGCAACCUGGCCACACAAGUCAGGAUGUCACAGACCUAGCCCUCCCUUGUCCUCAUCCCCUUUGUGACAACGGUGCUAUCUCCUCUUUAUUGGGUUGUUGUCCAGAACUAUACUGUUUGUUCCUUUUUUUGUAUUUUUUACAUAUUUUUCUUUCCUCCUUUGAACUGUUUGUGGUUGUGACAUGAUGUGGAGUCAGUGUGCUGCAUGGGUAUCCAUAUAAUGGGUGGUGCAAAGGAGUCAAACAAUAAGGCACUCUAAAGAUCCAAGGGUAUAUUGAACUUCCUUGCAUGCAAAACCUGAGACAGAUGGUUAAGGUCCCCCUCCUUCCCCGUAAUAAAUCAUGUGAUGGAGAGAACUAUAUUUUCUGGGAAACCCAAUACUUAGUACUUCCAUCAUACUGACUUAUA
Messenger RNA from Oncorhynchus gorbuscha (pink salmon), 5223 nucleotides. It is a transcript of the gene kdm5bb, whose product is annotated as lysine (K)-specific demethylase 5Bb. The record is from RefSeq and is a predicted model, not a curated record. Gene Ontology annotation, biological process: chromatin remodeling. NCBI's taxonomy places the organism in Eukaryota, Metazoa, Chordata, Actinopteri, Salmoniformes, Salmonidae. Bases 180 to 4751 code for a protein of 1523 amino acids. Gene Ontology annotation, molecular function: histone demethylase activity; DNA binding. Gene Ontology annotation, cellular component: nucleus. The transcript is spliced from 28 exons.